Molecule: messenger RNA, 1213 nt
Organism: Prunus avium (sweet cherry)
Lineage: Eukaryota; Viridiplantae; Streptophyta; Magnoliopsida; Rosales; Rosaceae
Gene: RNS2
Product: ribonuclease 2
Biological process (GO): RNA catabolic process
Cellular component (GO): extracellular region
Molecular function (GO): RNA binding; ribonuclease T2 activity
Source: RefSeq, a predicted model, not a curated record
AUUAUUGGAGAAGAAGAAACCCGUACCUUUUUGGGGGUUUCCUGUUCUCAUACGUCACGCAAAUGACAAAUCUACCCUUGUUGUGCCCAUAUAAACCAACCACACCAGAUGCCUCUGAAAUUGAACAAGUUCCUCAUAUCCUUGAAAAUGGCUAUCUUCUCUGCUCAAUUUGCUUCUGCAGUAGCAUUGAUAAUAGCAGCUUCGUUGUGUCUGAUUGAAGCCAAUCAAACUGGAAUCGGAAUUGAAAUUGGAAGCAGAGGGCAGAGAGAGUUCGAUUACUUCAACUUGGCCCUGCAAUGGCCUGGCACUUUCUGUCAACACACCCGCCAUUGUUGUUCAUCAAAUGCUUGCUGCCGAGGCGCAAAUUCUCCAACCGUGUUUACAAUCCAUGGAUUGUGGCCUGACUACAAUGAUGGAACCUGGCCUGCCUGUUGCACACAGAAAAGCUUUGAUGAAAAAGAGAUCUCAACAUUGCAUGAUGCAUUAGAGAAAUAUUGGCCGUCUUUAAGUUGUGGUAGACCAUCAUCCUGCCAUGGUGGAAAAGGAUCAUUUUGGGGUCAUGAGUGGGAGAAGCAUGGGACUUGCUCCUCUCCAGUAGCUCGAGAUGAAUACAGCUACUUUUUGACAACCCUCAAUGUCUAUUUUAAGUACAAUGUCACUAAAGUCCUGAAUGAAGCAGGAUAUGUACCUUCAAAUACUGAAAAAUAUCCUCUUGGAGGCAUUGUUUCUGCUAUUCAGAAUGCUUUCCGGACAACCCCAAAGUUGCUUUGCAAAAAAGGUGCUCUGGAGGAACUUCAUCUAUGCUUCUACAAGGAUUUCAAGCCUCGGGAUUGUUUGAUUGGAUCUACCAGUCCAAAUGGCAGGCUAUAUUCAAGUAGUUCAUGUCCUGAUUACGUCAGCAUACCAGCAUAUGCAUCAAUGGGGCUUGGCAGUGGUGAAACGGAAAUUUCAAGUGCCUGAUGCUGAUGUUCUCUAAGAUCUUGGCGGGUCGACGUGUUGUAAAUUACUCAAUUCAGUUUGUGUAAUUCUUGAGCAAAGCUACAAAAUUCAUAGUCGAUCUCUAUUGUUUAAAUUCAGAUCCCAAAAUUGGAAAAGAUUGCUUAGCAUUGCUCCUAUGAAUUUGUAUUCUACUUCAUAGUUUAUCUGUAUGCUACAAUGCGGUGUAAAUUCAGAACCCCAAAAUAAAUAAAAAUGGGAAAAAUUCAUUACUCUC